Hevea brasiliensis (rubber tree) is the source of this 549-nucleotide messenger RNA. RefSeq names its product lysM domain receptor-like kinase 3. The record is from RefSeq and is a predicted model, not a curated record. The transcript is spliced from 3 exons. Lineage: Eukaryota; Viridiplantae; Streptophyta; Magnoliopsida; Malpighiales; Euphorbiaceae. Gene Ontology annotation, biological process: protein phosphorylation. The coding region runs from base 1 to 549 and encodes 182 amino acids. Gene Ontology annotation, molecular function: protein kinase activity; ATP binding.
AUGCAGGCUUUGAAAGGAGAUUAUAAGGACUUUGUAAAUGUCAAAUUGCAAAAACAUAACCCUCCAGAGUUUCGUCCAUCAAUGAGAGAGAUUGUUCGAUUUCUUGAAGGAGCUAAGCUUGAAAAGAAUUUAUGGAUUGAGAAGAUUGAUAAACAAAUGCGACGCAGUACUAUAAAUAAAGAAACUUCAUCGAGUGGCAUUGAGAGGCUUCAAAUUCACAAGCCGAUGAUAUUUACUUAUCAACAACUACCAAUGGCGACUGAAGGUUUCUCCAAAAAUAAUCUUCUUGGCAAGGGUAGUUUGGAUCAAGUUUUUAAGGGAUACCUAAAUCAUGAAACAGUGACAGUCAAGAAAUUUUUGCCUCGAAAGCAAGAAGAUGCGUUCGAGAAAAUGAAAGCCAUUUGCAUUAGCGUCCAUCACAACAAUCUUGUUAAGCUGAUUGGAUACUGCAAUGAAGGAGGCAAUAAACUACUUGUUUUUGAGUUCGUUCCAGAGGACAAAUCCUUAAGAUCUCAUUUACAUGGUAUGGCCUUUAUCUUAAGUUAUUAA